Acyrthosiphon pisum (pea aphid) is the source of this 2759-nucleotide messenger RNA. It is a transcript of the gene BBS1, whose product is annotated as Bardet-Biedl syndrome 1. NCBI's taxonomy places the organism in Eukaryota, Metazoa, Arthropoda, Insecta, Hemiptera, Aphididae. The transcript has 13 exons. Gene Ontology annotation, cellular component: BBSome; centrosome; axoneme. The record is from RefSeq and is a predicted model, not a curated record. Gene Ontology annotation, biological process: protein localization to cilium; non-motile cilium assembly. Gene Ontology annotation, molecular function: patched binding; smoothened binding. The coding region runs from base 875 to 2620 and encodes 581 amino acids.
ACUAAAUAUAAUAAUUAUAUGCCUACCAAUCAUUUGUCAUUGUAAUCAUUUGUCGAAGUGUCGGUGUGAACAUUUUUGGGUUAUUUAAAAUAUCAAAUAUGUAUCAAUACCUACACAAGAAACAAAAAUACCGAUGAAGUGUAUAAAAAAAAUCACUUAAAUUUUGAUUAAAACUUUACGUGCAUUAUUUGUGCGGUAUUCGCUCACUAAUGUAAGAGGUACCUAUAUUAUAUACUUGCACGGCUGCACGUGUGUGAGGACUGAGGAUCAAUUUUUUCACACACAUUUUAGUAUAGGUGUAUAGCACACUUGAGGGCUUCAGCUUUUUUUUAAAGUAAAGAUGUUCAUGAAUAUGUUUUUAACCUCCACGUAUUUGUGGAGGUAUGCGUAGUUCCGUAGCUUUGUUUAUGAAGUUGUUAAGCAAUAAGUCCUGUCUAUGAACUUUUAAUUUUUAAAAGCCAAUUGAUAAUUUUCAUUUAACAAUCUCAAGCGGGCCAUCAGCGUACCAUUCAAAUUGUCAGUACACAGUACAUGUUUUAGAUCGCAGUUCAUUGUUCGUCAUUCAAAAUAAGAGAAUUAAUAAUAUUUGUGUAUGAAAUUAUCCGUCUAACCUAUACAACAGUAAGUUUCAAUUCAUAGAAGGUAAACGGCACGAGGACGGAUAGAUAGUUGCUAAGCGACCGACUGUACAACACACCGAAAAGUUCUGAAACAAAAGGAUACCACUGUAUACAAUACAAUUUUGUCACAAAUACGAUGAGUGUAUAAAAACACUGCCGCAUAAUAAGUGCACAAAUUAAUACAUGUUCGAGUGUCGUUUAUAAUUACGUUACGUUUGUUAUGACUGUUGUUUUUGUGUGAAAAAUAAUUUAAAAUGAAUUCUACGUGGAUAGACGUAGACAUCAACCCACCGAUCAAUCUGCAAACGUACAACUGCUGUAUGAUGUUGUCCGAUGUCCACGGCGACAACGAUAAUAAAUUCGUGGUCGUAGAUUUCGGUUCGGGAACGUCCAGCCCGCAGUUAAAAAUAUUCAAGGGGUUGAAACAAACGCACGUGAUAUAUUUGAACGAAAAACCGUCGGCUAUAACAACCGUAUACACGGAUAACAGCGAACAACACAUACCAUGUGUAGCUGUAGUGAUAAAAAAUGAGAUAUAUUUUUACCGAAAUUGUAAGCCCUAUCAUAAAUAUUCAAUUCAAUCGACGACAAUAAGAGAUACCGAAGAAUGUAAAUUAUGGCAAGAGAGUGAAGAUGCGUUCGAUCUGCUAAAACGUUUGCAAGUGUUGUCGUCGACCAUAGGAUUCGUGAGUCUAUCGACAACGUCACAGCAAAUGUUAUGCUUAAACGAGUGUCAUGUCAACGAAUAUUUUGAGAAGUGCAGGAAAACUAAUCUAGUCAAACAACACACCAUAACAUGUGUUACGGAGUUGAAAAGGAAUAUGAGCGAUGUACAUGGCGUCAGUUGUCUGGUAAUAGCAACCACCGACAUGAUCAGCAUACUCGAUACUGAAUCGUUUAAAAUUUUACCCGAUAAAUACGAGUUGCAGGGCGAAACAGCGUAUAUGUCUGCUACUGGGCUGUACGACGUCGACUAUAAGAUCCUUGUAGCCACAAGAACGGGUCGACUUUACAUUUUUUCUAAAUCGUCGACGAGCGGUUUCAAAGUCGAAACGACACAUGCGAUUGUGGCUGUAAUACUCCGAAUCGACAAGUUCAUUUGUUGCACUAUAGACGGACUUUUACAGUGUUAUACUCUAAAGUGUGUAUCUUUAUGGAACGUUAAGUUACCUGGAGACCCUACGUCCAUGGUGAACAUGUAUGUGCAAAGUAUGUCACUCGAAAUGACAGUCGUGUCGUGCAACGUGAUCAACGCUGAUGGACACUCCAGGGGGUUAGUUCUCAUGUAUUGCGGUUCGACGGUGAUCCACAAGAUUUCCAUGCCAGAUACAGUGACUUGCAUCACAUUUGGGAGAUUUGGACAAGAGGAAAACGCUCUGAUCAUGAUUAAUACCAACGGAAAAGUAGACAUAAAACUCUUGAAACGAACAGCGACGUUCGACUUGUGUGUUCGCCCGACGUUGACGGCGCACGUCCAAGGUAACUUGAGCAUACCCAAGAGAAGUAAUGUGUUCAUAGAACAGACUUUACGAGAGAGAGAACACUGUAAGGAAAUGCACGUACGAACUCAGCAAACAUGGCAACUACUGCAAAUAGUAGUGUCAAACGAACGGUUGAAUUCGAUCAAACAAAAAGUUACAAGCCAAUUUUUACACACGUCUGCUCAACUUUUAGGUCUGGGUCCACGUUUCAAAAUCCGUUUUUUUUUGAAAAAUUUGGGUAAAGACCCUUUGAUGGGCAUCAACGUUGCGUUUUUAUACAACGCCGAGUAUCAUAGUAUAGAAUCACCACGUUGCAGGGUGCCGAUUAUUGUUCCGGGGACGGAAAUCUAUUGCGAGACGUUUGUUACUUGUUGCACGUACGGCGGUUCCGACGACCGAGCAAUAGACAUCAUAGUCAACCGAGGAACUAACGUGAUGUAUAGAGCAAAAGUCAAUAUGCCAGUUUAUAAUAUUCAAACCAGUAAUCUUAGUGAGGAGUUAAACGAUAUUAUGUCAUAAUCAGUGUCAAUUCAAGAGUCUCAUUUUGGUAUUUUACAAAUUUGAUUGUGUAAUGGAAUGGCCAAUAGUCCAGAUAAAGAAAUACCGAUCGCGUCAGCAAGUGACGUCAUGGCCAUUGCAUAUUCCUGGCGCUCCUUCG